This is a messenger RNA of Mercenaria mercenaria, 2684 nucleotides long. RefSeq lists its product as uncharacterized. Lineage: Eukaryota; Metazoa; Mollusca; Bivalvia; Venerida; Veneridae. The record is from RefSeq and is a predicted model, not a curated record. The transcript is spliced from 5 exons. The coding region runs from base 306 to 2063 and encodes 585 amino acids.
UGGUCAUGCACGUAACAGCGAAAUGUUGCUACAAUUUUUACUGCUACACAAGAAAACCUCCUGUUAAUAUAAUAUAAUUUAUCUAAAGCCUUAACAUGAACCCAGGUAGAUGACGAAUUUGAGACUUAUCAAUUUUCGUAUUUUUGUACAAAAAUAUACAUUUAUGUCACAAUAACUGUUACGUAAUAUUAUUUUUUUUGAAAGAGAUACAAUAAAAUGACUUUAAAGAAAUUUAUUCUGAAGCAAUUACACUUUCUUUAUUGUUUUAUUGAAGGUCGUGUUACCAGUGCAAAAAGAACAUUUCCAUGGAGAUAUCGACAAUGUUAAACUAUGGCUGUCACAUGCGCGUGGAAAGUACGACAAGGUUACUCCUGAUCACGCUGAUAACAGUUGCAACCCUUGGCUUAUUUAUACAAACAAUUUAUCUACAUGGAGAAUUUCAUUCUAUGAAAGGGAUGUUGCCGGCAGAAUACUCGCUUGCCGGCAGAAGGAUAAUGUACGGCCGUUUAUUCUACGAUGGAAAAUUAUCGGAGGUGGAAAUAACAAAACCUAAAACGCCAUCCAAAGAAUAUUUGCCAUAUCAGGCAUUUGGAAGGGAGACAACUAUUGUGCGAUUUAAUGAAACAAUAAACAAUAUGUCAUAUAUAGUUUUUAAUGAAUUUAAACCAAAGACUAGCGGACAGAAGUACUAUCUAUAUAGACAUCCGACCAAGAUAUCUAGCAAUUACAACGGAAAUAUAUCAAAACAUGUUAACAAUCCAGGCGCCUUUUCCGUAGCUUCAGAUAAACGGAUCUACAUCAUGUCGGCAUUUGCAAGAAAAUUAGUGCAAUACCCCAAAGAAAGAACUCAUUUCAAACAAGGGGAUCCUAGCAAAGAAGAUCGAUUAAUCGUUCUUGUCGGCUGGUUGAACUACGAUCUAUUUAAUUCUUCCUUACAGUGUUGUUUGUUGUUGGGAAAUGACAGUAUCGUUUGUACUGAAAAUGCCAAAAGGGUAAUUUGGACUCAAGUCAAUAAACAACCGCUUAUGGCUGUUAAAUUCUUCUGUCCUGUUCCGGCAGCAUUCCUUGGCAUUCACGUGAAGGGAGCGACAAUGUCACUUCCGGGAGAAAGGUGUCUUAGUAAAAAGUUUGUGGCAGUGGAAUACUUAAAAAGACAGCCUCAAGACUCUAUUGCCGUAUGCGCUAAAAUUGUAUAUGGAACAAUGUCGUCACAGCGUUUGAUUGAGUGGUUUGAAAUUCAGAAAUUUAUUGGUGUGGAUAAAGUUUUGAUGUACUAUUAUAACCUUAACACCGAAACAACGAAAGUUCUACAGCGUUAUCACCAGGAAGGCUUUCUAGAUUUGCGGCCAUUCGACUUUCCUGAUGCUGACUCAAACUACCGUUAUGUUGGUCAGAAGGAGGCCCAGCCGUUUAUAGACGAGCAGGUGGUAUUGUAUGAGGCCAUGGAGAGGUUACAAGGUUAUACAUACACCGCUGUCAUUGACGUUGACGAGAUCAUAUUCGCCAGAACUAGUCACAAACAUAAUUUGAAAAGAUUUCUGGUUCAGUUAUUUCGUCGGUGUCCAGAUGCUGCCGGAUUCAGUUUUAGAACUGAGUUGUUUAUUACCGACUGGGAAAAUAAAGAGGACAUGGGACCGGAAAUGAACAUGUUUUGGCACACUAGAUACCAGAAUAGAACCCGUCCCUUAGAAGACCGGACAAAGAACAUUCUGGUGAUGAACAGGGUUAUCCUGGGCUCGGUGUGGACACAUAAUUAUACUGCCCUUCCACAAUACAAGAAAUUUCAAGUACCAGCUUCGAUGGGCACCUUGAAGCACUACAGACCGUGUAGGAAAAAUUGGCACUGCUUCCUUCGUCGGGGAUAUAGAGACCAAACAGUGGCCGCCUUGAUGGGCAAUAUCAAGCAGAUUAUUUCUAACAGGUUCAAUAAUCUGUUGGAUAAAAACACGCUGGAUGCCAUCAAAAGUAGAGUAAAAAAUACAACAUAUAUACACGGAGCAUCAGUACAUCUAACUAAAAGUAUAACAAAUAAAACAAGCUCUUUAUCAAGAAAAAAACCGUGAUAAAAAUGAAUAUUUAGAUAAAGUGCAUAAGUAUAUAAUAAUCUAAGUUAUCUGUCUAGUCAAGUAGUUCAGGAGAGUUUUACACGAGAGCACAGGAGAAUUUUACACGAGAGCACGAUACCACCUUUAUAACUAAGUCUUAUUUAGCUCACCUGAGCAAGAAGUGCACGGUGUGAGCUAUUGUGACCGCUCACCGUCCGUCGCCCGACCGUCCUUCCAUCCACACUCUUCUUCAAAUGACAUCUCCUCUGAAACUAAUUGUCAGAAUUUCACAGGAAUUCAGUCAGAAGCAUACUGACACGGUCCUAUUGUCAGAAUUGCACAGGAAUUCAGUCAGAAGCAUACUGACACGGUCCUCUAUCAAUACUUUUUAGGGGCUGCCAGAGGCAAAAAUAGAAAAACAUGUGAAAGACUUCUUCACAUGAACGGCUUGAUGGAUCUCCAUCAGUCUUUUUUCUGUGGUAUUGUUAUAAGGUCUUCUCCCAAAUAUUUUUUUCGAACUCGGGGCGGUUUGUCCCUUUUUAGGGGCAACUACAGCUUAAAAUAGAUAACGUUUCAUCGGAUUCUUCUCAUCGUUUGACGAUUGAUCAAAAUUGGUCUGUAGUAUCACUGCGCGGUCCG